GGGGGGGGUGGUCGUCUGAGAUCCUGUCUCUUUAAACGGGAGCGCGCAGGGAGCUGAGCCCGGCUGCUGGAGCCGGCCAUGGGGGUGAGGAUGGAGCCGUCCCGGCCUCUGGCGCGGCUGCCCGGCGCUCGCCGCCUCUUUGCCCCCCUCCAGGUUUUCCUGCUGCUCUUGCUGCAGCCUGGGGCGAGCUGGGGCAAAUACGUGAAAGGCAACAUCAGCACCAAAGAGGACUGGGUAUUCCUGACUCGCUUCUGCUUCCUGUCGGACUAUGGGCGCUUGGACUUCCGAUUCCGCUACCCAGAGGCGAAAUGCUGUGAAAACAUCCUCCUUUAUUUCGAUGAUCCUUCUCAGUGGCCGGCGGUCUAUAAAAAGGGAAAUAAGGAUUGUUUGAUGAAGGAGUCUGUGAUCCGCCCAGAGAACAACCAGGUGAUCAAUCUGACAACCCAGUACGCCUGGUCGGGAUGCCAGCUGGUGACCGAGAGUUCCGUGAGGUAUCUGAGCUGUGCGAGUGGCCGGAGUUUUCGCUCAGUCCGGGAGCGCUGGUGGUAUGUGGCUCUCAGCAAGUGCGGGGGCGACGGGCUCGAACUGGAGUACGAGAUGAUCCUGACCAAUGGCAAAUCCUUCUGGACGCGCCACUUUUCGGCUGACGAAUUUGGCAUCCUAGAGACGGACAUCACGUUCCUGCUCAUCUUUAUCCUGAUCCUCGUCAUUUCCUGCUACUUUGGCUAUCUGUUGAAGGGACGGCAGCUUCUCCACACCACGUACAAGAUGUUUAUGACUGCAGCUGGGGUAGAGGUGCUGAGUCUAAUGUUCUUCUGCAUCUACUGGGGCCAGUACGCAAGUGACGGUAUCGGUAACGGCAGCCUCAAGAUCCUGGCCAAGCUCCUCUUCUCCGUCAGUUUCCUGAUCUUCCUCCUGAUGCUCAUACUGCUGGGAAAGGGAUUUACAGUCACCAGGGGUCGGAUCAGCCACACGGGUUCUAUCAAGCUCUCGGUGUACAUGACCCUCUACACGAUCACACACGUUGUGCUCUUCAUCUAUGAGGCGGAGUUCUUUGACCAAGCGCAGGUGCUGUACACUUACGAGUCACCGGCUGGGUACGGCCUGAUCGCUUUACAGUUCGUGGCUUACAUCUGGUUCUGCUAUGCCAUCCUGAUCACGCUCAAGCAGUUCCCAGAGAAGCAGCCCUUCUACGUCCCCUUCUUUGCAGCCUACACCCUCUGGUUCUUUGCGGUCCCCGUCACUGCACUUAUCGCCAACUUCGGCAUCCCCAAGUGGGCGCGGGAGAAAAUCGUCAAUGGCAUCCAGUUGGGCAUCCACCUGUACGCCCACGCGGUCUUUCUGAUUAUGACCCGUCCCUCGGCAGCCAACAAGAACUUCCCUUACCAUGUGCGGACGUCGCAGAUCGGGAUAGUGGAGGAGGCAGCCGCCGGGGCAAAGUUCCCCCACCACGUGUACGGCAACGUCACCUUCAUCAGCGACUCAGUGCCAAACUUCACAGAGCUCUUCUCCAUUCCUCAGAGCACGGGGAGCAGCAGCACCAGCAACCCUCGCAAACAAGUGGAGGAGACAUCAUCCGCCGACCGCACCCUGACCCCCAGCUGCGUGGUCACCACCUCAGAGCUCAGCGGGGCCCCCAUGCUGUUGAAACCUUCCGUGGGCGGCGAGAGCCAGCCGCCCCCUUACCAGCUCCACGCACCCCAACUCCACCAGCACAACGGCUACACCGAAUAUUUUAGCAUGCACACAACCGGUGCUCGGCCUGUGUAGGGGUGGGGGGGGGGCGGUCUUCUGAUUCCCAUUUUGUGGCUUCCCCGCUUCCCAUCCCAGGUUUCUCCUCUGAUAUUCCCUUUUCCACCCCCCCCCCCGGCUUCCUGUACACCCUCUUACAUUCUGACAUAUCAGAUGGGCUAUACAUUUCCACAGGGGUGGAAUUCUAGGAGGAGCUCCUUUGCAUAUUAGGCCACACCCCCAUGAUAUAACCAAUCCUCCAAGAGUUUACAGGGCUCUUAGUACAGGGCCUACUAUAAGCUCUUGGAGGAUUGGCUACAUCAAAGGGUGUGGCCUAAUAUGCAAAGGAACUGCUAGAAUUCUUCCCCUGCAACUCCCUGAUAAUGGAAUGGAACCACCUCUUUUCUUAGAAUGUGGAGAAGCCGUACAUAAAAGGAAUCAGUCCUUCUUUUUACAAUCUCCCCUGCUCACUCAAUGACAGAAGGAACAAAUCCUCACCUAGUUAGUUAUGUAAAGGAUGCCCUGAACCAUGUCUCUCUUGUCUUUUUUGCAUGGGACAGCCUGAAGCUUCUUAGCCUUGGGGUUGGUUUCACUGGAGGGGGGGAAACCAGGGGCUGUGGCUCAGUGGAAGAACCUCACCUUUGCCCGCAGAAGGUCCCAGGUUCAAUCCCCGGCAUCUCCAUUUAAAAGGACCAGGCAGGGGGCGAUGGGAAAGCCGUCUGCUCGAGACCCCGGAAAGCCGCUGCCGGCCUGAGUAGGCAAUACUGACCCUUAUGGACUGAUGUUUUGACUCAGUAUAAGGCAGCCUCACAUGUCACGGGUCCAGAUGAACACGGGAAGUGGGUCUGUUUUGUCUCUCCCCAGCAGACAGGGGCAGGCUUCCCCCAACCCCCAAUCCCUGCUUCAGCCAGAGAGAGAGACCUGCUUCUCAGCUGGCGUUUCCCUGUAGCGAAUCUGACUCAAAGGAAGGCCUGUGGAACCUUCGCCAUGGUUGAACAGUCUUCCUUUUUGAACGCAGACGUAAAGGUGUGUCCCAAGUUUUUUCAGUAUCCCUCCCUUCCGUGCUCUACUCUACGAUGGCAGUGCCCUAGGAAUUGCCCUUGAUCCCUUGGGCGAUGGCACCGCCCCGGCCCCCUUUCCCGUGACGGUGCUGUGGGUUCCUUCCCCUGAUGACGGUGAUUUUCUGAAAUCCACCGGAGUGGGUCGUUUUUUUGUUUUUGCCAAAAUAAAAAGAGGAUUCUUGUGUUUCUAUCUCAU
This is a messenger RNA of Heteronotia binoei (common prickly gecko), 2988 nucleotides long. It is a transcript of the gene TMEM145, whose product is annotated as transmembrane protein 145. The coding region runs from base 79 to 1770 and encodes 563 amino acids. Lineage: Eukaryota; Metazoa; Chordata; Lepidosauria; Squamata; Gekkonidae. The transcript has 15 exons. The record is from RefSeq and is a predicted model, not a curated record. Gene Ontology annotation, biological process: G protein-coupled receptor signaling pathway; response to pheromone.